CAAGCGCACCCUUUAAGUUGUUGUUAGUGGCGGUAAGAUGGCGGCGCUCGGAGAUGCAUCAGCUCCGGGGGUGAAUGGGUUAAUACAACAAUUUACAGCUAUUACAGGGGCCACAGAGAGUGUAGGGAAGCAUAUGCUGGAGGCAUGCAACAACAACCUAGAGAUGGCAGUGACCAUGUUUCUAGAUGGAGGGGGGAUUGCAGAGGAGCCCAGCACCAGCUCAAGUUCAGCAGCAGCCUCCAGCAGCAGAGUUCCCCCCACAGAUGAUGAUGUACGGGCGCCUAUUCCCCAAAAGCAAGACAUACUGGUGGAGCCAGAGCCACUGUUUGGAGUGCCAAAGCGAAGAAGACCAGCUCGGUCCAUAUUUGACGGCUUCCGGGACUUCCAAACAGAAACCAUCCGACAGGAGCAGGAGUUGAGGAACGGCAGUGCGGUAGACAAGAAGCUGAGUACCCUGGCAGACCUGUUCCGCCCGCCUAUUGAGCUCAUGCACAAAGGCAGUUUUGAGACGGCAAAAGACUGCGGUCAACUGGAGAACAAAUGGUUAAUGAUCAACAUCCAGAAUGUGCAGGAUUUUGCCUGCCAGUGCCUGAAUAGGGAUGUGUGGAGUAACGAUGCUGUGAGGACCAUCAUCAGAGAGCAUUUCAUAUUUUGGCAGGUGUACCACGACAGUGAAGAGGGACAGAGAUAUAUCCAGUUCUAUAAGUUGAACAAGUUUCCCUAUAUAUCCAUCUUGGACCCCCGCACAGGUCAGAAGAUGGUGGAGUGGAACCAGCUGGACGUUGCGUCCUUCCUUGAGCAGGUGACGGGGUUCCUGACGGAACAUGGCCAACUCGACGGCCCAUCCAGCCAAGCACCGCCCGCCAAACGUGCUCGCUCGGAGAGUUUGAUAGAUGCCAGUGAGGACAGUCAGCUUGAAGCAGCCAUCCGAGCCUCCCUCCAGGAAACCCACUACGACUCGUCCUUUGCCCCGGAUCCCCCAGACUCCCCCCGAUCCGAAGACGACUCUGACGCAGAGCCCUUUUCCGAUAGCGACGGUGUCAUCUCUGUUGACUGCUCUGAUAACGAAACAGCAGAGGUCCAGGAGGAAGGCAACUCCUUGGGUCAACAUAGCCCAGCUGGACAAGCCAAUCCUACUCCCACUGUCCUGCCGUCUCUCAGACCCGACAGCCCCCCAACUCGUCACAGGAAGUCACCCUCUAAAGAGAAUAACCACAGGAAAGAGGAGAGCAAAAAGAACCACCUAGAACCUCUGGUGCCUGGGCCCAGUUGUUCCCAACCUGACCCAGACUCGGAGCAUUGUUUGGGGGAGAACUAUCGCACUUCAAGUAGCUCCAGACCUGCUAAGACCAGCACCACAGAACCAUAUGACCUUGACUGCCUUGACGACAAUGGUCCUAAAACCAGACUGAUGCUUCGCUACCCGGAUGGACAAAGAGAGCAGAUUGCCCUGUCAUCUAAUGCCAAGCUUAUGGCCUUGGUGAGACACGUCCAAAGGAAGGGUUAUCCCAACGAACGCUUUGAGCUCGUCACCAACUUCCCUAGACGGAAGUUGGCUCACUUGGACUAUGACAUCACAUUACAGGAGGCGGGCCUCUGUCCGCAAGAGACUGUAUUUGUGCAGGAGAGGAAUUAGCCCACUCUGAACUAACCCUCAUAUCUAUCUAUCUAUGGUAGACCUGUAUGUCUCUGAUCAUCUGGGAGGAUGGCAACACAGACCUCUCUUUUCUUCAUUUUGGAUGACCUUAGGCCACUGCCAGGACACCUGCUGGAUGGACUUCACUUCCUACCAUGCCAGUGGGUGGAGUCCCUGGCCUGGGAACAUUUGUCUCGAAUGAACACCCGUCAUUGUGCACUGCCUGUGGCCAAUUAAGAUGUCAUUGGUGGCAUAGCCUUCCCUCUUUUAUUGGACCCUGAUGUUCUCUAUUCUGAUAUACUUUUAUUCUUAGACAUACAGAGUAUAAUAGAUUGAACAUGCAAUGAACAAAGUGUUCCAAAUAUUGUUAAGGCUGGUACAUCAGCAUCAGAUUCUUCAAAAGCGUAUUCUUCCGAUAAUUCAAAAGCAGGGCUCGACAUCAGUGCUUAUCCUAUUGUCCAGGACAAGCAACAUUUUUGGUGGAUAAAAGUGGUAUGCUGGGAAACAAAAAAUCAAUGUGAUCAUUUUUUUUCUACUAGAAUUUACAUAGCUUUGACACUGCAUGUUGUUAACAACUGACAAGUUAGUGUUUUUAAAGCAAGGACCAAACCACCUACAUGUUGUGCUCCUGAUCUCAGGUUUAUUUCUCUGAGGUGUGCGUGCAUUAGUUCAAAUCAGAUGUGCAGAUUUUUUCUUUCAGUAUCUAGGAUGAUGAUGAUGAUCCCAUUUGUCAUGCCUUUGUUCUUUGUUAUUAUCAAAGCAUACCAUUAACUGCCAUCAAGUGUCUCCAAUAAACAAUACAGGCGCUAGUCCAUAGUUGUUUCCCUGACAAAAUGUUUAGCGCUUGACUUUCCAAAGUUACAGCUGUUCAUUAGGCUAUAUGAUAUGUCUUCAAAACAGUUGUGUCAACUGUAAGAUUGUCUUAACAUCUUUCAAAGCCCCUGAUGAGGAGGGAAAUCCAGGCAGAAUUUGAGACAUUUUGGGUUAGUCAAAUGGCGAGCAGGAGAUUACAUAUAUUUUUUAUAUAAGACCAACCUAUAACAAGUUGUUAGUUGAACAUUUUGGGAAAAUAAAUAGUUUCAAGAACCUUUUUUAAAUAACAACUGAAUAUCCUCUGCUCUUCUUUCUGAAUAUGUUUUACAAAAGUGACUCAAGCUCUCAGACAAUUACAAAUGUAAUUUGUCAACAAUUGUUUUGUUUUUUUUUUACAAAAAGCUGAUGUCGAGCCCUGCCAAAAUGUCAAACAUCAAAGUGGUUAGGUGUUCAAAUGUUAAAUCAUUGUAGUUUUUCUUAAAAGUUAACCUAGGCUCUUAUCUCCUCCAAACCUGGAUGGGGGGUGUGUGGAUCAUUUAUCCCUGAAUCACUAAAUAACACAUCUAGCCACUAUUCUAUAUUCUGGCAUACGUCUGAAGAGUGGAUGCACAAAAAAUGAUCAAUUCAAGAAGGAUAAAAAGAACGACAUUUGUUUUAUCAGGGCAGAAGGUGGAGCUAAGGUGGAGCUUUUUUAUAUUUUUAUAACUCAUCCCCCAUUUCCAAGAAAAUAUGCCAAUUCUGAAAUAUAAUCAUCUAAACAGAACUGUGAUUGCUUUGGUCUGCUCCUGAUCCAGGUCACUUUUAUAGUUUGCAUCUACAUUUUAUCUUUGUUCGACACUGAUUGCAACACUCAACAGUUUUUUCAGAUAUCUCAAUGUCAUACAAAAUUAUAAAAUGUAAGAAAUUCAUUAUAGUAAGGCUGUGAUAUGCCAUAUCUAACCUAACAGGCAAUAGGAAGGGUCUUCAAUCUGUGUUGCCCCCAUGCUGUAGAACACCUGUGCUGGGCAGAGUAAAUAAAAAG
Hypomesus transpacificus is the source of this 3470-nucleotide messenger RNA. It is a transcript of the gene ubxn7, whose product is annotated as UBX domain protein 7. Gene Ontology annotation, biological process: proteasome-mediated ubiquitin-dependent protein catabolic process. Gene Ontology annotation, cellular component: nucleus. The record is from RefSeq and is a predicted model, not a curated record. The transcript is spliced from 11 exons. NCBI's taxonomy places the organism in Eukaryota, Metazoa, Chordata, Actinopteri, Osmeriformes, Osmeridae. Gene Ontology annotation, molecular function: ubiquitin binding. Bases 38 to 1636 code for a protein of 532 amino acids.